Molecule: messenger RNA, 2684 nt
Organism: Mercurialis annua (annual mercury)
Lineage: Eukaryota; Viridiplantae; Streptophyta; Magnoliopsida; Malpighiales; Euphorbiaceae
Product: nudix hydrolase 3-like
Exons: 22
Coding region: 52-2451 (799 amino acids)
Cellular component (GO): cytoplasm
Molecular function (GO): dipeptidyl-peptidase activity
Source: RefSeq, a predicted model, not a curated record
AGUACUAUUUAUUAACCCAAACAAACAAGAAGAAGAAGAAAAAGAAAAGAAAUGGCAGAGACUAAAACGAUGAUGAUAGAGGAAGAAUGCUUUGAUGUUCUUACUGAAACCGGAGAGAAAACCGGUAUUUCCAAGCCCAGGUCAGAAGUGCAUAGAAAUGGAGAUUAUCAUAGGGCAGUACACGUGUGGAUUUAUGCGGAGAGUACAGGAGAGGUGCUUGUUCAAAAGAGAGCUGAUGGUAAGGAUUCAUGGCCCGGGCUGUGGGAUAUAUCCAGUGCUGGCCAUAUUUCUGCUGGUCAUUCUUCCCUUAUAACUGCUAGGAGGGAGCUUGAGGAAGAGCUGGGCAUUACCCUUCCUAAAGAUGCAUUUGAAUUGCUUUUUGUAUAUCUUCAGCAGUGCGUCAUAAAUGAUGGCAGUUUCAUCAAUAAUGAGUACGAUGAUGUCUACCUCGUAACAACUCUACAUCCAAUUCCUUUGGAGGCUUUUACUCUUCAAGAAACAGAAGUAUCUGCUGUAAAAUAUAUUCCUUUUGAAGAAUAUAGAAGCUUACUUACCAAACAACAUCCAGAUUAUGUCCUCUAUGAUGUCAAUGGGCAAUAUGGUCAACUUUUUGACAUAAUUCAGCAAAGGUAUAAAGAGAACCCCACAGCACGCAGCUUGACGCUACAGAAGCAGCUGUAUCGAUAUGCUCCUGUUUCUCUUAGUGCGGAGGUUUUGUCGGAUCUAUCAGAUGGAGACAAGGAAGCGUUAGAUUUUCUCAUUAAGGCAGCAAAAAUUGUGGAUGAGAUCUUCUACUUGCAGGUUUGGUACAACAACCCCUCGCUAAGAGAUUGGUUGAAAGAGCAUGCUGAUGCAUCAGAAUUGGACAAGAUGAAAUGGAUGUAUUAUUUGAUUAAUAAAAGCCCAUGGUCAUGUCUUGAUGAAAAUAAGGCAUUUUUGACUACCGCUGAUUCAGCUGUAAAGCUGCUUCCUGAAGCCACAAAGCCAGUUGGAGGAUGGAAGGGUCUAGAAUAUAAGUCAGCGUUUCCUAUUCGAAAACCACCUGGUGCAAAUUUUUAUCCACCAGACAUGGAUAAAAAUGAAUUUGAAUUGUGGAAGAGCACUCUCACGGAGUCUCAACAGAAAGAUGCAACAGGAUUUUUCAUUGCCAUCAAAAGGCGUACCGAAUUUAGUUCGGGCUCCUCUCAACUAAACCAUACAGUUGGGAGUACAGAUCAUUUGGUUGGUAAUCAUGAUCUAUCUAGCAUUCCCUAUUCUGAAGAGUAUAAUUCUCUUCUCACAAAAGCAGCUGAGCUGUUGCAUAAAGCUGGGAACUUGGCUAGUUCACCAAGUUUGAAGAGGUUACUUCAUAGCAAAGCUAAUGCAUUCCUUUCAAAUGACUACUACGAAUCAGAUAUAGCCUGGAUGGAAUUGGUUCAACUAGAAAGCCCCUCCUGUUGGAAUCAGGCCCUUUUUAUGGAUUCUAAGUUGGAUGUGACUAUAGGUCCAUAUAUGACAUAUGAAGAUAGACUUUUUGGAUAUAAGGCAACUUUUGGAGCAUACAUUGGACUCCGGGAUGACAAAGCAACAGCUCAACUUAAGCUCUUCGGUGAUAAUCUGCAGGUUUUGGAGCAAAAUCUUCCAAUGGAUAAUGCUUACAAAUCAGCUGAUGUUAGUGCUGCUCCUAUUCGUGUCAUUCAACUUAUCUUUAAUGCAGGGGAUGUAAAGGGUCCUCAAACUGUUGCUUUUAAUUUACCCAAUGAUGAGCGUAUACUUAAAGAAAGAGGAACUUCAAUGGUCAUGCUUAAGAAUGUUUCGCAGGCUAAGUACUUGUUCAAGCAUAUUCUUCAGCCCAUAGCCGAUGUGUGUAUUACCAAGGAACAGAAGGAACUUGUGGAUUUUGAAUCUUUCUUUACACACACCAUCUGUCAUGAAUGCUGUCAUGGUAUUGGACCUCAUGCAAUUACACUUCCAAAUGGUGAAAAAUCUACUGUGAGAAAGGAGAUGCAAGAACUCUACUCAGCUUUAGAAGAAGCAAAAGCUGAUAUAGUCGGCCUUUGGGCACUAAAGUUCUUAAUCAACAAGGAUAUGCUUUCAAAGAGUUUGGUGGAGUCUAUGUAUGUCUCUUUUCUUGCUGGAUGCUUUCGCUCAGUUCGAUUUGGUUUAGAAGAAGCUCAUGGAAAAGGACAAGCGGUGCAGUUCAACUGGUUGUUUGAGAAAGGAGCAUUCAUCCUGCACCCUGAUGGAACUUUCUCCGUUGACUUUGCUAAGGUUGAAGGGGCAGUGGAAAGCCUUAGUAGGGAAAUUCUAACUAUACAGGCAAAAGGUGAUAAAGCAGCUGCAAGGUUGCUGCUUCAGCAAUACUGUAUAAUGACAGAGCCAUUAAAACUGGCAUUAAACAAAUUAGAGGCUCUUCAGGUGCCCGUGGAUAUAGUUCCCACAUUUCCCAUAGCCCAUGAAACAUUGGAGUGAAGGAAAUGUUAUAUUACAGUGUUCUAGCAUGGAAUUCGCACAGCUUUCUUGCCCAUGCAGAUCAAAUAAAUGGAAAUAAUUGGAAUUUCGGCUUGUCUAGCCAAUUACUGGGAAAAUUGGACAAUGGCAUAAUCAUUUUCAUUAUUCACACUUUUUGGCAGUAAAUGUAGCACUCUUGACAAGUAUCUUCAAUGUUUACAGAAAUAAAUCUAGAACAGUUGAUGUUUUAGCAA